AUGCUUCUUCCUCUUCUUCUCGUCCUACCAUUAGCUGCUCUCGGUUGUGGCGCCGGCUAUGGACAGCUUGGAAGGACAGGUAAGUUCGUCUAUCAAAUAGCUCCACCAAUUGCCUACACCUAUUCCAACAACCCAUCGAGAGGCCAAGUCAAUGCAAACUAUGCUAGUUAUAUCGCUAAGAAUGACGUCACAAAUGCGAUAAUGGAGACAUUGACCGAAAAUGCGCUACCAACCACUGGGAUCACAAUCAAUGUCGACUUUAUUCCUCCCAAUACUCCAUUGAUGGCAACCUGCGAUGCUGAAGGGACUGGAUAUCUUACUGUUGAUGGCACUGUAUUAUACAAAUGCUUAACGACCGGCCAAGAAACUUUCAUUGUUAAUGAAACGGUUACCGUUACUUCAACUGUGCGAAAAACUGGAACCACCAAUGGUCCAGGCGGUGUCAAAGCCGAACUCUUCGAGCAGACCAUGACAGUCACUGCAAUCACUUCCCAGCUAGUCUACGAGAGCCAAUGGAAGCAAAUUGCGAGAUCGGUACAAAAAUCAUUGGAAUCGAAGAACAUGCUUUUUAAUGAGGAGAUUCAAGUCCUAUUAUUGUAG
Molecule: messenger RNA, 600 nt
Organism: Caenorhabditis bovis
Lineage: Eukaryota; Metazoa; Nematoda; Chromadorea; Rhabditida; Rhabditidae
Source: the annotation of a GenBank genome assembly